This is a messenger RNA of Frieseomelitta varia, 1643 nucleotides long. Its product is annotated as transmembrane protein 68. NCBI's taxonomy places the organism in Eukaryota, Metazoa, Arthropoda, Insecta, Hymenoptera, Apidae. Gene Ontology annotation, molecular function: acyltransferase activity. Gene Ontology annotation, cellular component: membrane. The coding region runs from base 436 to 1392 and encodes 318 amino acids. The record is from RefSeq and is a predicted model, not a curated record. The transcript has 6 exons.
AUAACGUACAUGAAGUUAGUUGCUAUUAUCUUUUACCGAAUAACGUGUAUAGUGUAUCAUGCAUACAUAUUCAAUAUUUAACUAGAAAAUUUAAGCGUACAAUGUGUAAAAUUUGUAUGACAUUGUUAAAAGAAUAAUCAAAAUUAUCUAUGAGUUAUACAUAGCCGUAGAAACUGUGAUAAAUAACAAAUGUCAAAAUGCAUCUUGAUUAAGUAUAAACAAUCCAUCUUAAUGAAUAUUAUCAUAAUUAAUGAAUAUUAUUAAUAAUUAGUUACAAUUAUGAAUGUAAUUGAGUGACUCAAGAAAUACGGAAGCAAAAUCAGCAGACUGAUGCCUAUAUUGCCAAUAGUGAAUAUGUGGGUGUUUGAUAAAGUAUCAGAUUUUUUGUAAUUAUAAUACAUUUACUAUUGUUUUCACUUUUUUCAUAAUCUAAACAUGUUUCCCAUAAUAUUUAACCUACGGAAAAUUUUAGAAGAUGCUAUAGUUGAAUAUAUCGACGUGGAUUUUACACUCUGGUUAUCAUGGCUUCUAAUGCCACUUUUAAUAACAUUCCUGCUUCCACUUGUGAUUGUAAUAUUACUAUAUUUAACUGCAUUAAUAUUGUAUGUGUAUAAGUUACACAGAGCUACAUUAAGAAAUGCAUAUGGAACAGAUUGGAGAAAUGCAGCUCGUAAUGUAGUAGCUGCAGUUUGGGAUGCCCAUGGUUGGAUUUGGUAUGGAUAUGAAGUAGUUGGGCUUGAAAAUAUACCACAAAAUGAACCAAUACUUUUUGUAUAUUAUCAUGGAGCUAUUCCUAUAGAUCUUUAUUACUUUAUAUCUAAAAUAUUACUUUUAAAUUCAAAAUUAAUUCAUACAGUAGCAGAUAGAUUUCUUUUUAAAUGUCCUGGGUGGUCUAUCAUUUCUGAUGUAUUAAAAGUUAUACCUGGUACAAUUCAAACAUGUUCUACUAUAUUGAAAGAAGGUAAUAUGCUUGCUAUCUCACCUGGUGGUGUGUAUGAAGCUCAAUUUGGUGAUUCUUACUACCAAUUAAUGUGGAAGAAACGAGUGGGUUUUGCAAAAGUUGCAUUGGAUGCUAAAGUGUGCAUAGUACCUUUAUUUACAAAAAAUAUUAGAGAAGCAUUUAGAACAAUAAGUUGGGGUAGAAGAAUAUGGUUGAGAAUAUAUGCUGCCACUAGAUUUCCUUUUGUACCUAUCUUUGGUGGUUUUCCCGUAAAAUUGACAACAUAUGUUGGUAAACCAAUUCUAUAUGAUGAAAAUCUAACACCAGAAGAGUUACAAAUAAAGGUUGCUGAUGCACUCAACAAUUUAAUAAAUCAACAUCAAAGAAUACCUGGAAGUAUAUCAUUAGCUUUAUUAGAAAGAGUAUAUACUGCAGAGAAAAGAGAAUCAUAAGUUUUAGUAUUUACUCAAAUAUUGUAUCUCAAAUCAUGGGUAUUUAAAAUGUUAUGCUUUUUUUGGUUUAAAAUUUUAUAUCUUUAAUUUAUGGUGCUUUAGUAAUAUUUAGUAGUGGGAGGUUCUAUUAAAUUUAAAGUUAAUUUUUCGAUUAUGCAAUGUACUUACUUUUUGUAGUGUAAUAAUUUAUUCGUCCUUUUAAUUAUUAGAUGAAUAUUUUAUAUAUUUUAUUUUAAUUCUUAGGUGAUAUG